Messenger RNA from Rhinichthys klamathensis goyatoka, 748 nucleotides. RefSeq names its product leucine zipper and CTNNBIP1 domain containing (gene lzic). Lineage: Eukaryota; Metazoa; Chordata; Actinopteri; Cypriniformes; Leuciscidae. The record is from RefSeq and is a predicted model, not a curated record. The transcript is spliced from 7 exons. Gene Ontology annotation, molecular function: beta-catenin binding. The coding region runs from base 118 to 690 and encodes 190 amino acids.
UUCCUAUUGAAGAUAAUAGUGCUAGCAAACCACACCUUAGCAACUGAACUGGAUUUAGGAACUUAAACGUAAUUUUGUCUUUAUCAGUAGUACCUUUAUUGGAGAAAAAAAUAAAGAAUGGCUUCUCGGGGGAAAUCAGAAACAACCAAACUGAGACAAAACAUGGAAGAACAGUUGGACCGGUUAAUGCAACAGCUCCAAGACUUAGAGGAGUGCAGAGAAGAGCUUGAAGAAGAGGAAUACGAAGAAACCAAAAAAGAGACACUAGAACAGUUGAGCGAGUUCAAUGAGUCAUUGAAGAAGUUGAUGUCUGGGAAUAUGACACUAGUUGAUGAAUUGGGGGGAAUGCAGCUGGCGAUCCAAGCUGCCAUCAGUCAGGCAUUCAAGACACCUGAAGUUAUUCGGCUGUUUGCUAAAAAGCAGCCAGGGCAACUGAGAACGAGACUGGCUGAGAUGGACCGUGAUGUGAUGGUUGGAAAGCUCCCUCGAGAUGUGUACACUCAGCAGAAAGUCGAGAUCCUCACUGCUCUGAGAAAACUUGGCGAGAAGCUCACAACAGAGGAUGAAGCAUUUCUUGCUGCAAAUGCUAGUGCCACUCUGAGCCACUUUGAGAAGGUGACUGCGAGCCUGGGAUCCGAAGAUAAGAUAAUGGCAUUGGCCAGUUCUGGAGUUGGGAAGACCCAUACAUAAGUCUGGUUUACUAGGAUUUAAUUUUUUUUCGUGAGCGUGGCCUAAUGCUGUCUGUGAG